Messenger RNA from Saccoglossus kowalevskii, 870 nucleotides. RefSeq names its product P2X purinoceptor 4a-like. Gene Ontology annotation, cellular component: plasma membrane. Gene Ontology annotation, biological process: response to ATP; calcium ion transmembrane transport. Gene Ontology annotation, molecular function: purinergic nucleotide receptor activity; extracellularly ATP-gated monoatomic cation channel activity. The record is from RefSeq and is a predicted model, not a curated record. NCBI's taxonomy places the organism in Eukaryota, Metazoa, Hemichordata, Enteropneusta, Harrimaniidae.
AUGAUAGUACAUAAAGACUACCAAGUAACCGAUUCGGUAGAAAGCAUCACAUUCAUAAAAGUCAAAGGCGCCAGUUACACGAAUCUAUCUACCAUAGAUCCUAGUUACAUUGCAGUUAAAGAUACAACACCUUAUGACAGAGUGUGGGAUGAAGCUGACUAUGUCAUUCCGCCGCAGAUGAAGAAUUCAUUUUUUGUAAUGACCAACAUGUUAAUUACAGAAGGACAGACACAGGGCAAAUUUGCUGAGUUUUCACCUGAACUUGGAUCGUAUACCGCUGGAUUCCGCAUACAGUUUUCGUUUAAUAUGUUUUAUAGGCGUAAUCUCUAUGAAACGGAUGAUUCCACGUAUCUUAAAAUCUGUCAGUACAACGAAGAAGACGAACAACAGUCACUGUGCCCUAUAUUUCGACUACGUGAUAUUGUUAAGCUUGCAGGAGAGAACUUCGAGAACAUUGCGUAUACGGGUGGUUCGAUUAUUGACUGGAUCUGUAAUUUAGAUGAAUCAUAUGACAAGUGCAAACCCACAUACAGGUUUCGUCGAAUAGACAGAAAGGACGUGAAGGUCUCUUCCGGGUAUAAUUUCAGCUUUGUCAAUGGACUCUCCCAUCUGUUUCAUAGAUUUUCCCAUCAGUAUAGGAAUAACGGCAUUACAUAUCGAACCCUGACUAAAGCUUAUGGUAUCUUGUUUGAAAUAGUGGUGGAAGGUGAAGUAGGGAAAUUUAGUGUGACCAAGACUGUCCGCAGAUGGUUUGGAGGAUUAUGUAAUCGUAACAGAGCAGGGAAUGUGGAUGCGGCAACAGUACAAGCAAAAGCAUUUGACAAUGAAAUGUACCGUGUAGGUGAUGAAGAAUUGGGACAAUCAUCGUAA